This is a messenger RNA of Lucilia sericata (common green bottle fly), 1103 nucleotides long. RefSeq names its product protein rolling stone. NCBI's taxonomy places the organism in Eukaryota, Metazoa, Arthropoda, Insecta, Diptera, Calliphoridae. Gene Ontology annotation, cellular component: membrane. The transcript has 3 exons. The record is from RefSeq and is a predicted model, not a curated record. The annotation marks the transcript as partial.
GAGAGAAGCUGGUUAUUUUUAUGUUAUCGCUGGAUAUGGGCACUAUUUUUUAUAGCUGUCUUUUUAGCCUGUGUAAUUUUACAAUUUUGCGAUGGCAAAUAUUUUAUUUUCUUAACAAAUUGGGGCAUUAUACUGUGUUCUCUAACACAACUAUUGGCUGCUAUUCUAGUGACACGUUGGCACUUUGAUUUGGGUUCCGUGAGAUCGGAUCUGUGUGAAGGUCAUGGUAGAACGGGGAAGUCCCCGUUACUUAUUAAAUUAUACUGGUUGUUACAUGAUGUUGCAUUGCCUUUGGCGCUGGUAAUUACAACUAUCUAUUGGACAUUUUUGCAUGGGAAAAUGAAUAAACCCUCACGAUUUCCGAUCAUUAGUUUCGUAACACACUGCCUUAAUUCCGUGUUUAUGCUGGUGGAUUUUUUGAUUGUUGCAUUUCCGGUGCGGCUGCUGCACACCCUCUAUGCCAUGCUGUUGCCCAUAAUUUUCUGUUUCUUUACGUUAAUUUAUUUUUUCUGUGGCGGUACUGAUGAGUAUGGGAAUCAUUAUGUUUAUCCGCUAUUGGAUUGGACAAUACCCGUCCGUGGUGUAGAGACAUUUGUUGGCGUUUUCGGUUUAUAUUGUAUUUAUUCGAUUCUACUGUUUGUGGUCUACAAAUUAAGACGUUUCUUACAUCGUACAAUGAGUGUUGUCUGGUCACCUCAUUGUGUUGGUUUAAUUUGAUCAUCAUUAUUCUCUCGGUUAGUGUCAUCAUGAUUAUCAUCGAACAUCAUAUUUAUAAUUAUCUUCAUUGUUUUGUCAUUAUCAAAUUUUUAAAAAAUACUUGCCACAUAUUUUAUUAUAAUUUGUACAAGCACCUACAUACAUAUUUAACUUGUUGUUAAGUUAUUUUUUACACCAUUUCCAUUUGCAGCAAAAGAAAAGAUUCUGUUUACGAACGAAAUGCUUUCAAUAUUCUUUUGAAUAUCAAUAAAUAAUGUGUGCAAAUACAUUUUAUGUCUGAGAAUUUAUUUUAAAAUUUCCCCAUUGGAAAUGGUGUAUUUUAAUAUUAUUAUUAUUUUACUUUAAUAUCUCAUUUUGUCAAAUCAUUUAUACACAUUUAUUUAAUU